Diaporthe citri is the source of this 2400-nucleotide messenger RNA. RefSeq lists its product as uncharacterized. Gene Ontology annotation, biological process: transmembrane transport. The coding region runs from base 1 to 2400 and encodes 799 amino acids. Gene Ontology annotation, molecular function: oligopeptide transmembrane transporter activity. The record is from RefSeq and is a predicted model, not a curated record. Lineage: Eukaryota; Fungi; Ascomycota; Sordariomycetes; Diaporthales; Diaporthaceae. The transcript has 12 exons.
AUGGGUUUCAGCUGGCGAGGCAGGUCCGAGGCCCGCCCCAUCGAGCCCGUGGACUCGGCCGAGGCCACGGGCUACGAGGUGGGCGGCGCCGAUGCCGACCUCCACAUGAAGAGGCUCAAGGACCAGCACAGGUUCGACCCCUUCAUGGACAUUUCCAAACUGGACGCUAUCGAUAAUGUGAUCGAGUCCGGAGAUGUCGAGAAGGAGGCUGUCGUCGAGGAGCAGCUCAUCGGAGAGGACUCGCCGUACGCUGAAGUCCGAGCUUCAGUCUCCCCAGGAGAUAACCCUGACCUGCCCGUGGACACCAUUCGUGCGUGGACUAUUGGUUUCAUCACUUGCACCGUGGUCGCCGCCAUGAACAUCCUGCUGAACAACCACUACCUCGGUGUGUCCAUCAGCACGCCCGUCGUCCAGCUCAUCGCCUACCCCAUGGGUGUCGGCUGGGCCAACUACGUCCCGGCAAAGUCAUUCACAGUGUUCGGCAAGGAGUUCCACCUCAACCCGGGCCCGUUCAACAAGAAGGAGCACACCAUCAUCACGGUCAUGACCGCCGCCGGUGCCGGUUUCAGCUACGCCUUCGACAUCCUCCUCGCGCAGCAGGUCUACUACAAGCAGUUCUGGGGCUGGGGUUUCCAGCUCCUGCUGGUCUUCUCCACGCAGGCCAUGGGUUUUGGUAUCGCCGGCAUGCUCCGUCGGUUCCUCGUCUGGCCCGCUGCUAUGGUCUGGCCCGGCUUGGCCCUUGUGUUCUGCACUGUCAUGGACAGCUUGCACAACCAUGCGCCGUCCGACCCAUCCAAGACGAAUGGUUGGAAGAUUGGUCGUUACUACUUCUUCAUGCUCGUCUCCGCUGUCACCUUCUGCUACGAGUGGGUUCCAAACGUAAUGGCCAACUUCUUGGUCUACCUCGGAACUUUCCCAACUUGGAUUGCCCCCAAUAAUGUGGCCGUGAACCAAGCUUUCGGUGGAGUGACUGGAAUCGGCAUUCUCCCCAUCUCGCUUGACUGGUCUGGCGUCGCUUCGUGGUUUGGCAAUCCUAUCCUUACUCCAGGAUUUGCCCUGCUCAACAUGCUCGCUGGAGGUAUUUUCUUCCUCUUCGUCACCGUCUUGAUCUACUUCGCCGGUCCCUCGUACAACCAAUACCUCCCAAUGGUCGAGAACGCCAAUUUCGACCGGUUCGCCAAUAACUACAACACAACGCGUAUCCUGAACGCGGACACCACCAUCAACGAGGCGGCAUACAAGGCCUACUCGCCCCUGAUCCUGCCGGCGGCAUUCGGCCUGUCGUAUGCUAUGGGCUUCGCGACACUGGCCAGCAACGUCAGCCACGUCAUCUGGUUCUACGGAAGGGACGUCGUCCGCCGUGUCAAGGACUCCAAGUACGAGGAGCCCGAUGUCCACCUCAAGCUCAUGAGGAAGUACCCCGAGGUGCCCGAGUGGUGGUACUCCAUCGUCUUCCUUGUGAUGUUCGCGUUUGGAAUGCUAGCCAGUCAGCUAUGGACGACUCACCUCACGUGGUGGGCCUACAUUAUUUGUAUUGGUGUCGGUGCCUUCUUCGUCUUGCCAGUCGGCAUCAUUCAAGCCGUGACCAAUCAGCAAACUGGCUUGAAUAUCAUCACUGAGAUGAUUGUCGGUUAUAUGCUUCCAGGAAAGCCCAUCGCGAUGAUGAUGUUCAGGGGCUAUAUGCUUUCAUACAAUUCCCUGACUUACGUUCAAGACAUGAAGAUUGGUCACUACAUGAAAAUCCCUCCUCGUUCCUUGUUCAGGGCUCAGCUCUUUGCUGUGCUGUGGCUAUCAAUCGUCCAGACGGCCACGUUCAACUGGAUGUUUGCAUACCUCCCCGAGAUCUGCACGAAGGCCCAGCCUCAAGGCUUCACCUGCGCUGGUGCAAAGACCUUCUACAAUGCCAGUGUUAUCUGGGGUGUCAUCGGUCCCGCAAGAAUGUUCGGCGCUGGUUCUAUGUACUCCUGGGCCAACUGGUUCUUCCUGAUCGGCUUCGCAUGCCCCAUCAUCCAGUACUACAUCGCCCGCAAGUACCCCAGGAGCAUCCUCCGCUACGUCUUCUUCCCGGCGCUCUUCGGCGUCUCGGGCAUGAUCCCGCCCGCCACCAUCUUCAACCUGCUGUGCUACCUGACCAUCGGCAUCAUCUUCAACGUCAUCAUCAAGCGCAAGUUCCCCGGCUGGUGGGAGCGCUACACGUACUCGCUCGCCGGCGCGCUCGACGUCGGCAACGCGCUCUGCCUCAUCCUGUACGCCCUCGCCCUGGGGCUCAGCGGCAGCAGCUUCCCCGAGUGGUGGGGCACCGCGGGCUUCGCGGAGACGCUGGAGGCUCAGGCCAUGGCUGUUACGAAGACGCUCAAGGACGGCGAGGUGCUGGCUCCGUGGAUCAAGAGCUGGAAUUAG